AUGUCCAAAUCUCCGAUCACAUGUCAUGUCCUCGACUCGACACUCGGUAAACCCGCCGCCAACGUCCGAGUCCAAUUGGAAGCGCUGUCACUCGACUCUUCUUUCCGCAUCCUAGCCACAGGAGCUACCAACAACGAUGGUCGAUGCCCUGAUCUCUUAGCCGGCCAGAACGCAAAAGAGGUGCUGGCACCAAACGGAGUGUUCAAGAUGAUCUUCUACACCGGCGAGUACUUUGGCAAAGCUGGGAGAGCGACUUUCUAUCCACAGGUCGAGAUCCUGUUCCAAUUGACUGAAUCACCAGAUGCUCACUACCAUAUCCCUCUGUUGCUCUCGCCUUUCUCGUAUACUACUUAUCGCGGAUCUUAA
Messenger RNA from Mycosarcoma maydis (corn smut), 366 nucleotides. RefSeq lists its product as uncharacterized. The coding region runs from base 1 to 366 and encodes 121 amino acids. The transcript has 2 exons. Lineage: Eukaryota; Fungi; Basidiomycota; Ustilaginomycetes; Ustilaginales. Gene Ontology annotation, biological process: purine nucleobase metabolic process. Gene Ontology annotation, molecular function: hydroxyisourate hydrolase activity. The record is from RefSeq and is a predicted model, not a curated record.